GUUUACGCUUUCCUUGUGGUGAGCUUGGAGCUGCCCUAGGAUGGAGCCAGUGAGAGGAUUGAGGAGCCGACCCAUCCACAGACGGCGACGUCGUCGAACAACAAGGGCACGGACAUGCCCUCGAAUUGUGCGAGAAAAAGGGAGAGAGGCUAUCCCCGAUAUCCCAAUGAUGAUGAUUCUGAGGCAGAAGGAUGUUUUCGAGACCGCCCAGUUGAUUUCAGAGUUGUCCUUCUGAGGCCUUUGAGGGGGUCAAGUGUCUGUCUGCUUACUAUAUCUCUCGGAUUUGUUUUUAUCAAGAUCCAAGAAGACUCGGACAAGCCAGUGCAUUAGCCAGUUUGUAACGUGGCAUACAUAGCAAUCGUGUUCGAUUCGUAGGUAAAGUCAAACUCCCUCAGCUCAUCCAACGGCCAGCCAGCCGGGCUUGUCGAGUCAGUUUAUCUUCUUGAAGGGCUUCUAAUAGGCUACUUCAAACUGGGACAUUCAAGUGAAUCAGUUCUUGAGAGAGAGAGAUCUUGAACGCUCAUGGGGUUUGUUGGAACACGGUCUUGAAACAUUUCCAACCAUGACUAUGUUGGCCAAAAUGCUCAAGCGAAAGGUGUCCCGGAGCGUCAUGGAGGCUCCGGACCCGUCUGCUCUGAACGUAGGAGGUACACCUUUGGCGCCUGUGCUCGAACAAAUCACGGAGAGCGAGACCAAGACCAAGACCGAGAACGGUGAAGUUCACGUCAAGGUCGAGAUACGCUCUCCUGUGGAUCCGGAUGUUCAAUACCAAUAUCAAAGGCCGGACCUUCUCCAAGGUUACUCGGAAGCCGAUUGGAAAGAUUUUGCCUCGCAUUUCAAAAGACCAGUGGUGGGACCGAGAGCUCCUCUACCGGCUGAAAUUGGAUACGCUGAGGCGAUGAACGCGGGAAAAUCUAAGUUGAACGAAGAUCAAGCCACAGUCCAUGAAGGUCAAUUGAAGGGCAUGAAUGGCGUGAUCAUUCCAUAUUUGUAUGUGGGCGUUUUUGAUGGGCACGGUGGCGCAGGUGCGGCGGUGAAAGUGUCCAAAGAUCUGCACGGCAUUCUUCACGAGGGGUUGGAAGACGUUCUGCCCUAUAUGGUAUCUGUGAACAAGCCGUGCCCGAACGUGGAGGUGGAAGAGCUGUCGAGCUCAUCCGAUGACGACAACGACGACGAUGAGGAGGAGGAUGAGUUUGUGGAGAUGAAAAUGACGCUCGAUGAACUUAUUUGUGGCUCGCUGGAAUCCUCGUUUUGGGCCAUGGACCGUCUUAUCUUGAACGACAAGGCCAAGUACAAGAUCACAGGCGGGACCACUGCCGUGGUAGCUCUGUUCAUUUGCGGAAAGCUUUACGUCGCCAAUGCGGGUGAUUCUCGCGCAGCCUUGUAUUUGCCGGGCCACUCGACGCUCCAUCCCAUGUCCAGAGAUCACACGCCAUUCAGUGACCGGCAACGCAUUCAACAUAUCGCCUAUCAACGACCCGAACUCACCCGACAUCCUAAAACGAAGGAGAAAUUGUACAACAGACAUCUUCUGUCACGUAAAGUGACCAAAGACGAUAUUGGAAGCACUGUGAUGUACAAGGACUUUUACAUGAGCGGCUGGAGUUGCCGAGACGUGUCGUCGGACGACGUCCAUCUCUUACCAAUCAUUUCAGGGAAGCAUAUCAAAACAAGUUUUGGCAAACGGCAAAGGCUUCAGGGUUUUCAUAGUAGAUGAUCCCUUGUCCUCCUUCCAUCAUUUAUUUGUCGAUCUAGUCCUCAGAUUGGAUUGGCAUCAGACAUGAACGCCCUUGUAGGUUCGAACAACUUGCGAGCACAGCGAGAGAUCCCCUUUUAGGGUGAUAGACCCCGGAAAAAGUGAGCUUGGCCUUUGCUCGGCAUAAAUUUGAUGUAAACAGAGAGACCCGCCAACUCAAACAAGGAUCUAGGACAAAUCUUGAGGAAAAAGCAGUGUGGUAUGGUAGGAAUUACUCUCACUCUUUCGUCCUUUCUCUUUCUCUCUCUGUCUCUCUCUCUCUUAGUCUGCAUCUGAAGGGCCUCGAUAUGAUCCACCAGUGUUUUAAUCGACACAUUCUAAGGCCAUAUGUGGCAAAUCUUUCUCGCCUUUCUUAAUGAAGUCCACGUCCUCACCAUUCCUUUCGUCUAUUGAACAACGCCUAGUAGUUCUUUGGGCUAUAUCCCAGCGAGUCCCCUACUGUUUGUCGAGGGCAAAGACCAGGAAAUGGGUGAAUAUGUGUGAGUUCCAUAUCUCGCCAGAUCGAUCAGCCUUGUUAUAAUGAGCCAUUGAAGCAUGGGCUUUAUGGCUGUCUUGAAGGGCGUUCUUCGCGAAGGCUAGAAUAUGACUACAAUGAGAUAAUGAACCCAAGUCAUAAACUGAAACCACGUUGACAUCCAAGCACAAGUAAUCCAAUCAAUCGACAACAUACUUUUCAAAUCUACUUCCACCAUGCGCAAACAAUUUCCAUUAAUCUCACAAACAUUAAUUGCGCCCGAGAUGUAACCUAUGUCAAUAUGCUCAUUUUCAAAAACACCGAAUCAGACAAGGCACAAAAAAGAAACGGGAUUCACUUUUGAGCAAAGUCUGAGAAUUUCUGAUGGAUAUUUCUUCCAAAUAAUUGAGCAAUUGAAGUUCACUGAAAAAUGUAUGUCAACAAGACAUUAAAUGGCUCGUCAAACACGACAAUCCAUGCAAUUAAGGUCUCCCAAAGAAAUAUUCCGAUUACCAAGAACCCUUAGCUAAUGUAGCGUAAUUCGUCAUUCAAUAAAGUUAUCCAAUGAAACUUCUUCACACUAGGAUUUUAGAUUAUGCUCUAACAAUCAGUUCAAAAGUAAGAUGGCUAAUAUCAACUUUGCGAUACUUCACGUGAAUUGGCAUUGAAAUAUCCUGGGCAAAAAAGGUAAAAACGACUUCUUUAAUUAGAGUUGGGCAGCUUUUUAACCUCGCAUUCGACAACAUUUAUCAAACAAAUAUUUAGCAGGUAGAGCUCAAUGACGUGAUUUAAUGUGUUCUUCUAGGCCUUGGGCCAUCUCUAGCCACAAUCAGCAAUGAUGUUUCAUUCUAUUUGAUGAAUACAGGCUUUUUUCCUUCUUUUCAA
This is a messenger RNA of Tigriopus californicus, 3095 nucleotides long. Its product is annotated as protein phosphatase 1H-like. The transcript has a single exon. NCBI's taxonomy places the organism in Eukaryota, Metazoa, Arthropoda, Copepoda, Harpacticoida, Harpacticidae. Gene Ontology annotation, biological process: protein dephosphorylation. The coding region runs from base 563 to 1717 and encodes 384 amino acids. The record is from RefSeq and is a predicted model, not a curated record. Gene Ontology annotation, molecular function: protein serine/threonine phosphatase activity; cation binding.